AGUGUGCGAUACAGAGAAAGGAGCUGAAUGUAUCCUGGGCUGACUGUAUCAGGAUACCAGUGUCUGUCUGUCUGUCUGAGUCUAUCAGUGUCUGUCUGUCUGAGUCUAUCAGUGUCUGUCUGACUGCAACAAUAGCUGUCUAUUUGAGGAGAGCUUCCUUCAGUAUCAGGGGGAUCCAGACGAAGUGACCCCAAACGAAAUGUCCAGUCUCAUACUCUUUGUCCUGCCCUUGCUCCUUGGGACUGUGGCCCCUUCUCCUGCCAGGUGGGCCCCAGACGGUGAGGAUGUUCUGAUGGAGGUAGAUGUUUCUCCCAUGGAACCUGCCUUCAAUGUUGGAGCUGAGAAGGACAGCCUGAAUGAGAUGUUCCGGGAGGUGGAGGAGCUCAUGGAAGACAGUCAGACCAAGCUGCAGAAUGCUGUUAGAGAGAUGGAGGCUGAAGAUCUGUCCGCAGCAAGAUUACCAAUUGUGAACAUGAAAGAUUUGCCGCCGAAUUACCAUAACGAAUCUAGAACAGACACUAAAAUUGGAAAUAAAACCGUUCACACUGAGCAGCAAAUUCUAAAGGCAACAGAUAAUCAAACAGGAUCCACUUUCUAUGCAGAGUCUGUAUUCUCGUCAGUGAGAAACAAAAAGAAUUACGAGUGUAUUGUCGAUGACGACUGUCAGAAUAGGACUUACUGUCAUUUCGAAAAAUCUCAAUAUAAAUGUCUUCCAUGCAGAAAUGAAGGCACAUGCAUGCGAGAUGGUGAGUGCUGUGAUGGGCAGCUGUGUGUCUGGGGCCAGUGCACCAUGUCAACAAAGGGAGCAAGUGGCACCAUCUGCGAGAGCCAACAGGACUGCAGUGCCGGACUCUGCUGCUCCAUUCAGUCAAGUCUUUUAUACCCGGUCUGCGCCCCACUGCCAGUGAAGGGCGAGCUUUGUCACAACCCAGUUCACCAGCUUUUGAAUGUUCUCAGCUGGAAUUUGCAAAGUGACGGGGUGCUUGAUCUCUGCCCAUGUUCCAGUGGAUUAGUGUGCCAGUCUCAAAGUCAUACUUUAGUGUCCGUUUGUGAAGAGCUGCCGCAAGACAUUGACAGGAGGGCGAAUCCUGAGGAGCUAAUAGAGGACUUUCCCUUUGUCAGCUUGCUACCACAGGAAGAAUUAAAUUACGAAGACAGUUACUCUGUGACAACUGGGUCCAGCCCGACUGCAGACUAUCACAUGCCAGAAAUGUAUCCUGAUGUUCUCAGCCAGGACGAGAUCUGAGGAACGCGUUGGAUACCUACAGACUGUAAUAGAACAGGGUAAAAGACUGUUACCGCCUCCCUCAUGCAGUGGAUUGCUCUAUAUUCUCCAACAUGCGUUGAUUAACCCUUUAAGAGGGCAGCCUUUAUGAUUUCUCUUCUCAGAAGGAAGUUACUUUUUUUUUUCUAGUUGCCAAUCAAUUUUAUGGUUUGUGUCUACCUUUUUUUUUUUCUUCUUGCUUACAAGAGGGGGACUAUUUACAUACACAUUCUUAAUAGAAAGAAAACAAAAUCGGUGGCAAUGUUUUAAAAAGUGCCAAGAUUGCUAUGGAAUAAAUAAAAUAAUCAGGAUAAUUUAAUUGUUUCCAAGGCACUGCUCUACUUUUAGAACUUUUCACAUUACCAAUCUGUAUAACACGAACACAUACCUUCACUAUCGCCUACUGUAGUAAGCAGUGAAUGGCUGUUGGCGAAUUACAGAUUAAAGGCAUACAAUUUCCUCCUGCCAUCAUUCUUCUUAUAUUAUUUUUAUAGUGAUAGUAAUGUGGGACCCUUAAGUAACCAGGUAUGUAUAAAGUAGGUUUCUAAAUGGAGAGAUAAUUAAAGAGUCCCUGAUCAUGUCACCCAAGGCAACAUUUUGUGUAUGAAAUGAAACUGAUGGUUGUUAGGCAGGAUCCCAAUGGCCACAGUACUGAAUCAGCAAGUGACUGUCAACCUCUGGCUCCCUAAUCAGUUAGGGAGCUUAUUAACCAAACCGUGAAUUUAAUGAAAUGUAAAGAUUUAGACUUGGG
This is a messenger RNA of Pelobates fuscus (common spadefoot toad), 2015 nucleotides long. RefSeq names its product dickkopf WNT signaling pathway inhibitor 3 (gene DKK3). Gene Ontology annotation, biological process: multicellular organism development; negative regulation of canonical Wnt signaling pathway. The coding region runs from base 200 to 1246 and encodes 348 amino acids. Gene Ontology annotation, molecular function: co-receptor binding; receptor antagonist activity. Gene Ontology annotation, cellular component: extracellular region. The record is from RefSeq and is a predicted model, not a curated record. The transcript has 8 exons. NCBI's taxonomy places the organism in Eukaryota, Metazoa, Chordata, Amphibia, Anura, Pelobatidae.